Anastrepha obliqua is the source of this 1856-nucleotide messenger RNA. RefSeq lists its product as uncharacterized. Bases 678 to 953 code for a protein of 91 amino acids. NCBI's taxonomy places the organism in Eukaryota, Metazoa, Arthropoda, Insecta, Diptera, Tephritidae. The transcript is spliced from 4 exons. The record is from RefSeq and is a predicted model, not a curated record.
UCAAGUCUCUUAAUACCUCAAAAGCACACACAGCCAACCAACCAACAAACCAAAUAAACAACCAACAGCACGUCGACUAGUACUAACCUACCCCAGCACACAGACCGUUCGAACGCCUGACCAAACCGCAUCACCGCCCCAGUGAACACACAAAAAGAUUAAAAUUGUACAAAGUACGAAUCGAAUCGAAGGAGUUGCAACGCCAAUUGUGAUUGCUACAGAUAAAGGCAACGCGCGGUUAACUUCAAAAAAACGCAAACUAAGAAAAAAAUAUUAUUUAUAUAUUUUUUUACUACCGAGCCAAAUACGAAAAAAUUUUACUAUAUUAAUAUUUUUGUUUUGUUUGUUUUCAAAACUGCAACUUUUUAUUGGUUUCUGUUUUUUCAAAGUGCAACUUGGCUGUGUUCCACCAAUUGUGCUUUUGAAGCGAAGCGAAAAUUUGAGUAAAUAAUAGAAAUCCAAAGCGGAUAGCAAAGAAAUUAGUGGUUUUAAAAAAAAAGUGUAUCUAAUUUGCAUAAAAAGUGCAUAAAAGUGUUUGAAGUGUAAUUGUAGCAUUUGCUUUUUCGGAGAAAAAGUUCGCAUUGCAAUUGUUGUGAUUUGUGCAUUUUUUGGGUGCAAUUACCAUUACUGGCAGUCUACGCGCAUUCGCAACUAAUUUGUGACAGUAAAACAACAAAAUGAAAUACUUCGCUUGCCUUCUUGCCAUCUGCAUGACACUGGCUCUGGUUGCCGGUCAACAGUUCUUCCCCAUUCCAACAAAGUUCAACUACAACCCAUUGGGCGCUGGUGGUCUAUCGUCUCCAAAUGCAAUCCGGGAUGCGCGCAAUGACCGAGGUCCCGUACUCUUCCCACCAUCGCCACCAAAUCCCUACGAUGAGACCAGCGGCGUGAUCGUUGGCGCUUCCGGAUAUGGUUUCGUGCCGCCACAACAACAAAGAUUCGUACGCGGUUAAGCAUUAAAUGCUUAUGAGUCACAAAAGCGAUCGCCAAAGUUAAAACAGCCAACAUACAGCAGCACUGCAACACGCUUACAAGCUUAUCGAAAUACGCACACACACACACACACACACGCAUAUAAAUAUAUAUAUAUGUAUAUAUAUAUAUACAUAAAUAUAUAAGUAUAAAUAAAUAUAAGUCACACGCAAAAGUAUAUUUAAGCGCAACGUAUGCUUGAACCUCACUUGCAUACACACACACACACACACAUACACGCAUAAGCUUUGCUUGGAUUGAACGCCAUUUUUAUCGCUAAUUAAGUUUAAAUAAAUUAUUAACGCACUGAUUAAUUGCAAAAUAAUAUCACCGGUUGCACAAAUAACAGUAAAAAUAAGCACAUCAAUAUGGGCAACAGCAGCGGCGGCCGUAGUAUGGCAACAACAAUACCAAACAACAUUCACUGGGCAUUUGUAUGUAGGUAAAAUAAUAAAUUUGAAAAAAAAAAAAAUGUAAUUGGUGUAACAGGAGUCUAUAGAGAAAUUUGCAUCUUUGCAAACGGAAGCGGAUAUACAAGCCUUUAAAUUAUUUUUCUCGUAAAUUCAGAUAUCGUACGCAACACACAGCUUAAUUCACCAGCCACCUACUUAGCAAUCAAUGCACAAUCAGUCAUUUUUACUAAACAUUAGUCAUCAAUAAUAUUAAAUUUUUAUUUAAUUAUUUUUAUUUAGUUGUUAAAGAGAAAUUCUUUAAGUUUUUAUCGUUUAUUAAUGUAGUCAUUCAAAAUUGUUAAAUGCAUAAAAGAGAAAGAAAAAAAAACAACAAAAUUUAUUAAAUAUGAUUCUAAGCCAUUAAUAAUUUGUAUACUUUGUACAUUUUUGUGUUAAUUUUUUAAGCAAUAUUUUUAUUUCACAGCUUUUUCG